Molecule: messenger RNA, 258 nt
Organism: Gongylonema pulchrum
Lineage: Eukaryota; Metazoa; Nematoda; Chromadorea; Rhabditida; Gongylonematidae
Source: the annotation of a GenBank genome assembly
AUGAGAGGCGGUUUGCAGGAGCAUGAUGAAAUCAUCAAAGAAGCCUCCAAACUGCAAAUCUCAUCACUGCGACGUGAAAUUGAACAACUGCAGAAGGGUGCUGAGGAUCGGAAAGGAAAACUGCAGCAGGUCUCUGAGAUAUCUCUUAUCGUUUACGUAAUUCAUCCUAUAAGUAGCAGCAAGGGCGGACCAACAAGCAUCGCACCCGUGCGUGGACAUACAUUCGGGGAUUCACUGCGAUCGGGGAGGAGAUGCUAG